Molecule: messenger RNA, 1599 nt
Organism: Psammomys obesus (fat sand rat)
Lineage: Eukaryota; Metazoa; Chordata; Mammalia; Rodentia; Muridae
Gene: Cd53
Product: CD53 molecule
Exons: 8
Coding region: 95-754 (219 amino acids)
Cellular component (GO): membrane
Source: RefSeq, a predicted model, not a curated record
UGUUACCAGCCUGCUCUGGCCACCUUAAAGAUAACCAACAAAUUCUACUUGAAGUACUGAGGAACACUGCCUAGGAAAGGCAUAUUAUCCCAGCAUGGGCAUGAGCAGCUUGAAACUGCUGAAAUAUGUUCUCUUUAUCUUUAAUUUGCUCUUUUGGGUCUGUGGCUGUUGCAUUUUGGGAUUUGGUAUUUACCUCCUGGUCCAAAACACCUAUGGAGUUCUGUUCCGUAACCUCCCCUUCCUGACACUUGGCAAUGUUCUUGUCAUCGUGGGCUCCAUUAUCAUGGUAGUUGCCUUCUUGGGCUGCAUGGGCUCAAUCAAGGAGAAUAAGUGUCUGCUUAUGUCGUUCUUUGUUCUGCUGCUGAUUAUUCUCCUUGCCGAGGUGAUCAUAGCCAUCCUGCUCUUUGUGUAUGAACAAAAGCUGAACACGUAUGUAGCUGAGGGACUGAAUGACAGCAUUCAACAUUAUCACACAGACAACAGCACCAUGAAGGCAUGGGACUUCAUCCAGUCAAAUCUGCACUGUUGUGGUGUAAAUGGCUCAAGUGACUGGAUCAAUGGUCCACCAUCUUCCUGUCCACCAGGUGCAGACAUUCAGGGUUGCUAUAAUAAAGCAAAAUCAUGGUUUCACACCAACUUCUUAUAUAUUGGAAUCAUUACCAUCUGUGUAUGUGUGAUACAGGUGCUGGGGAUGUCCUUUGCAUUGACACUGAAUUGCCAGAUUGACAAAACCAGUCAGGCCUUAGGGCUGUGACCUGCAACUGCUGUCUGCUUAAGAGACGUAUUUCACUCUGAAAAUCCAAAGCACCCAUAGCAUGAGGCCCUAAACAAUUACCUGCCUGACUGGCAUUUUGGCUUCCUCUUAUGUCUUCCUUGAUUGGGUCUCUGUUUUAUACACAUCUAGAGAAGAGAAUAGUUUUCACACACUUCCCAUCUCAAGCAGAAGACAGUCAUUCACCAACUGAUAGCAGUAACAAUAUCCCUUAAAGAUAGUGAAACCUACGUGUGUGUGUGUGUGUGUGUGUGUGUGUUUUAACACGAGGGACAAAGAAAAUCUGCAGUACCAGUGACCUGAGAUCAGAGUAUUGGCCCAGCCCCUGAGGUUAGCUGUGAGUUCUCAAAAGAUAGGUACAAGUUUAAAUGUUAUAUUGUUAACAAUUGUCAAAUCAACCCUUAGCCUCAAAUCAUGCUAUUUUCACAUAGGAGACAAGAUGAAGAAAAUUCAAGAGUCAGACUCAUUGGAUAAUUGACAUACCCUGUUUUCUUUCGAACACAGGCCUUGGUAAUAGGAAUGAUACAGUGAUAUUUCAUCGAAGGGAAAUAUUUCAAUUUUUUGUUAAAAUGUCUUAUUGACUUUGUUACAUCCAAUCAUCAAUCCAUCCAUCCAUCCAUCUAUCAAAGACUAAUUAAUUAUUCCUAUCCUUAUUCAGCCAGUCUUAAAACUUAACAUAGUCGUAGAACCCAGAAGUACUAAUAGCUCCAGUGUGUUAGCUAAUAAUCAUAUUCAUGUUUUUUUAUUUCACUAUUAAGGUUCUUUUAAUGUACUAUUUUAAUUUGUGAAUAAACAAAAUAGUUUAUGACUAUUCAUCAAGCCUUUGA